CCGGGAGUUGUAGGCGAUGGGCCUGGCUGCUGCCCCGCGGUGCAUGCCGUGAGUUGUAGUUCGCAUGAGAGGCGGUUGCUAGUCUCGGACCCAACCCGGGCCUCACUGGGAUGGCGGCUGCGACAAGCGGCUGCCAGCCCUGGGGCUCGUUCCUCGGGCUGCUCGGGCUGGUCUCGGCCGCGACCGCCGCCUGGGACCUGGCUUCGGUUCACUGCAACUUCGGCGCCUUCUGCGAGUGCGACUUCCGGCCGGACUUCCAGGGUCUGGAGUGUGAUCUGGCCCAGCACCUGGCGGGCCAGCACCUGGCCAGGUCACUGGUGGUGAAGGUACUGAAGGCCUUCGUCGAGGAUCCGGCUCCCUCCAAGCCCUUGGUCCUCUCCCUUCAUGGCUGGACAGGCACCGGCAAGUCCUACGUCAGCUCCCUGCUGGCGCACUACCUCUUCCGGGAUGGUCUCCGCAGCCCCCAUGUGCACCACUUUUCUCCCGUCAUCCACUUCCCCCACCCCAGCCACCUUGAGCGCUACAAGAAGGAUCUUAAGAACUGGGUUCUGGGGAACCUCACUGCCUGCAGCCGCUCCCUCUUCCUCUUCGAUGAGAUGGACAAGCUGCCCCCAGGCCUGAUGGAGGUUCUACGACCUUUCCUGGGCUCCUCCUGGGUUGUGUAUGGGACCAACUAUCGCAAAGCUAUCUUCAUCUUCAUCAGCAACACUGGUGGUGAGCAGAUCAAUCAGGUGGUGCUGGAGGCAUGGCGCAGCCACCGGGACCGUGAGGAGAUCCGUCUGCAGGAGCUGGAGCCGGCCAUCUCCCAGGCUGUGCUGGAGAACCCUCACCGUGAAUGGCUUCUGGCGCUCGGGCAUCAUGGAGGAACGCCUCCUGGACGUCAUGGUGCCCUUCCUCCCGCUCCAGCGGCACCAUGUGCGGCACUGUGUGCUCAACGAGCUGGCCCAGCUGGGUCUGGAGCCAAGGGAUGAGGUGGUCCAGGCUGUGCUGGACAGCACCACCUUCUUUCCUGAGGACGAGCAGCUCUUUUCCUCCAAUGGCUGCAAGACCGUGGCCUCCCGAAUCGCCUUCUUCCUCUGAGACUCUGGGGUGACAUCCUUGCCCUCCCCCACCUGGCCAGGCUGUCCGGGAAAGCCUUGGGGCCUCUGGCAGAGGGACCCUUGUCCCAUGCCUCCUGAAGAGCAGAUCCAGAGUACAGAGAGUAAAGAUGAAGACAGGUGUUGGCCAGGCUACAGGACAGAGGACUGGAGCUUGCCCUGGCCUCUUAACUAGUUUGAGGACAUUUUGGCCUCAGCUGCCCUCCCCAGGGACACCCCUGGUCACCCAGGACCUCACCAGGCUUUGAUCUCCCCCCUCCAGCCUGAGCCUCCUUAAAAUGUGAAUUGUAACUCAGGGACUGUGGCUCGUGGCUGCCCCUUCCUUCCUGGGUUGAUUUGCCCUUGGCUUCUUCUCUGAGGCCGUACUCCCUAGUCCUGCAGCCCACACGUUUUGUUUCAGUUUCACGGAACCAGGCUGGAUGUAGGAACUCAGGCUGAUACUUGAACCUGGUUUUAAAAGUUUUUAAUUUUGUAGAAGAAGAGAACAAGUAAAAUAAACUUAGUCGUGGGACCAGAGGAA
Choloepus didactylus (southern two-toed sloth) is the source of this 1617-nucleotide messenger RNA. RefSeq names its product torsin family 2 member A (gene TOR2A). The record is from RefSeq and is a predicted model, not a curated record. Lineage: Eukaryota; Metazoa; Chordata; Mammalia; Pilosa; Megalonychidae. Gene Ontology annotation, cellular component: endoplasmic reticulum lumen; endoplasmic reticulum; nuclear envelope. Bases 111 to 971 code for a protein of 286 amino acids. Gene Ontology annotation, molecular function: ATP binding; ATP hydrolysis activity. The transcript has 5 exons.